UUUCAAUCCGUCAGUGUAAAUUCAACAGUAGACCGCGCGUGUCGUUUUGAAGCAAAUGUGCUACGGUAACUCUCGACGUAUAUUUCUUUUUAAAUCUUUGUGACCUUGUAUAACCGCUUAAGUGAAUAAUUACCUCAAAGGUACCGUGCACAAAAUAACAAAAUGUCGGAAAACGCACAUGAUAUAUUAAAAGAAGCAGCUGCGACUGCCGCGGUUACCGGAUCGCUAUUUAGCACAUUUGAUAUUAUUAUGCUGAUUCUCUUAUUGGGAGCAGCUGUAUGGUGGUUAUAUAGUUCCAAGAAAGACAACAAAAAGGACGAAAUUCUUCUUAGUAAAUAUUCAAUACAACCAGCUGCUUCUUUACAAAUAGUAGAGAAUUCGUUCAUAAAAAAACUACAAUCUUCUGGACGUAAACUUGUUGUAUUCUAUGGGUCCCAAACUGGUACCGGAGAGGAAUUUGCCGGUCGGCUCGCUAAGGAGGGCGCCCGGUAUAAAAUGAAGGGUAUGGUCGCUGACCCCGAAGAAUGUCAUAUGGAAGAACUGACUAAGUUACCGGAAAUACCCAAUUCGUUGGCUGUCUUCUGCAUGGCGACAUACGGUGAAGGUGACCCGACUGAUAAUGCUAUGGAAUUCUUCGAUUGGUUGAAAAAUGAAGAUCCAAAUCUAGAAGGACUUAACUUCGCGGUGUUUGGUUUGGGCAACAAAACAUACGAGCAUUACAAUAAAGUGGCCAUAUUUCUUGACAAGCGUCUUGAAGAACUCGGUGGUAACAGAGUGUUUGAACUUGGACUAGGUGAUGAUGAUGCAAACAUUGAAGAUGACUUCAUCACAUGGAAAGAAAAGUUUUGGCCUGCAGUCUGUGAGAAGUUUAACAUUCAGAGCACAGGGGAAGAAGAGUUGACAAGGCAGUUCCGUCUGGUGACACAUCAACCUGAUGAAUUUACUCCCAAUCAAAUAUUCCAGGGUGAAAUUGCUAGACUGCAUUCACUACAAGUACAGAAACCACCUUAUGAUGCUAAGAAUCCAUUCUUAGCACAAAUCAUAGUCAAUAAAGAACUGCACAAAGGUGGAGACAGGUCAUGUCUUCAUGUGGAACUUGACAUUUCAGAUUCGAAAAUGCGAUAUGAUGCUGGUGAUCAUGUGGCAAUCUACCCAAUCAAUGAUAUUGAUUUAGUCAACCGUCUUGGUGAUUUGACCGGCGCAAAUCUUGACGAAAUAUUUUCGCUGAUCAACACAGACGAAGACAGCAGUAAAAAGAAUCCUUUCCCUUGUCCAACAUCAUAUCGCACGGCUCUUUCUCAUUAUGUAGAAAUCACAGCUUUACCUCGUACGCAUGUUCUUAGAGAACUUGCAGAGUACUGUACCAAUGAAGAAGACAAGAACCAACUUCUGCUCAUGUCAACUAAUUCACAAGAAGGCAAGGCGUUGUACCAGAGUUUCAUAGUGGACGCCUGCAGGAAUAUUGUGCACAUCUUGGAAGAUCUAAAAUCUUGUAAGCCAACGCUAGACCACCUCUGUGAACUGCUGCCUCGUCUCCAACCGAGAUACUACUCAAUAUCCUCCAGCCCUAAGUUGUAUCCCGAGACUGUGCACAUAACAGCUGUUGUUGUGGAGUACAAGACUCCCACGGGCCGCACUAACAAGGGUGUGGCCACCACCUGGCUCGCUCAGCACAAACCCGAAGAGGGCAAACCAUUCCCAAGAGUCCCUGUCUACAUUAGAAAAUCUCAAUUCAGAUUGCCAUUGCAAACGCAGACUCCGAUAGUGAUGGUGGGUCCAGGAACGGGACUUGCGCCCUUCCGCGGCUUCCUGCAGGAACGAGCCCACGCCCGUGCCAGUGGAAAGGAAGUCGGCACCACUGUCCUGUACUUUGGCUGCAGACACCGGGACCAAGAUUACAUUUACCAAGAUGAGCUCGAAGAAUAUGAAAAGAAUGGUGAUGUAAAGCUGAAUGUAGCCUUCUCACGAGACCAAGAGAAGAAAGUUUACGUGACUCAUCUCCUUGAAAAGAAUAUGGAAGAACUUUGGGAUAUAAUAGGCAAUCGAAAUGGACACUUUUACAUCUGCGGGGACGCUAAAUACAUGGCUGUGGAUGUUCGUAACAUCGUGCUGAGAGCGAUACAGGAGGUGGGAGGAAAACCCGAGGAAGACGCAAUUCAAUUCUUGAAGAAACUUGAGUCUAUGAAGAAAUAUUCAUCAGAUGUAUGGAGUUAAGGCACAGGCCGCAUAUAUUAAUUUAAUUUAUCUACUUAAGAACAUUAUCCAAAUAAUACAUAUUAAAAUAUGUAAAA
This is a messenger RNA of Papilio machaon (common yellow swallowtail), 2291 nucleotides long. RefSeq names its product NADPH--cytochrome P450 reductase (gene Cpr). Gene Ontology annotation, cellular component: cytosol. Gene Ontology annotation, molecular function: flavin adenine dinucleotide binding; NADPH-hemoprotein reductase activity; FMN binding. The transcript is spliced from 12 exons. The record is from RefSeq and is a predicted model, not a curated record. Bases 163 to 2214 code for a protein of 683 amino acids. NCBI's taxonomy places the organism in Eukaryota, Metazoa, Arthropoda, Insecta, Lepidoptera, Papilionidae. Gene Ontology annotation, biological process: response to hormone.